Molecule: messenger RNA, 2364 nt
Organism: Phycodurus eques (leafy seadragon)
Lineage: Eukaryota; Metazoa; Chordata; Actinopteri; Syngnathiformes; Syngnathidae
Gene: cab39l
Product: calcium binding protein 39-like
Exons: 9
Coding region: 232-1236 (334 amino acids)
Biological process (GO): intracellular signal transduction
Molecular function (GO): protein serine/threonine kinase activator activity
Source: RefSeq, a predicted model, not a curated record
AGUUAGUUCAUGCUAGCUCGACAAAAGGCUGGAACGCAACCAGAUGGAAUUGUGUACUGCCUUCCUAGCUGAUUCCUCACAUUUGAAAUUGUUUCGCACACUUUUUAGCUGCGAACUACCAGCGGACUACCAGCCCUGGCGUAACAACCGGAGUUCAUCAGGGCGGUUGUGAAGCGUUCUAGACGCUCUGCAAAGAUCUUCUGACUGACUUGAGGUGAGCGUGCGAACAUCAUGCCUCUUUUUGGGAAAUCCCACAAGACUCCGGUGGAGAUUGUCAAGACCCUCAAGGAGAACUUGGCUGUGCUGGUUAAACAGGACAAGAAGACAGACAAGGCAUCUGAGGAGGUGUCCAAGUGUCUGGUGUCCAUGAAAGAGAUUCUAUACGGGAGCAAUGAUAAGGAGCCACACACAGAGACGGUGGCCCAGUUGGCCCAGGAGCUCUACAACAGCGGCCUGCUGAUCACACUGGUGGAGAACCUGCAUGUCAUUGACUUUGAGGGCAAGAAGGACGUGUGUCAGAUCUUUAACAACAUCUUGAGGAGGCAGAUCGGAACCAGGAGCCCCACUGUGGAGUACUUCUGCUCCCAUCAAGAGGUUCUCUUUAUCCUGUUGAAAGGGUACGAGGCACCCCAGGUGGCGCUCAACUGUGGGAUCAUGUUGAGGGAGUGCAUCCGCCACGAGCCGCUUGCCAAAGUGGUUCUGUAUUCGGAUCAUUUCCACAGAUUCUUCAGCUAUGUUGAGAUGUCCACCUUCGACAUCGCCUCUGAUGCCUUUGCCACCUUCAAGGAUCUCCUGACGAGGCACAAAGUGCUUGUAGCAGAGUAUCUUGAACAGAAUUAUGAUGCGGUGUUUGCAGACUACGAGAAACUUCUGCUCUCUGAGAACUACGUCACCAAGAGGCAGUCGCUCAAGCUUUUGGGCGAGCUAUUGCUGGACCGACACAACUUCACAGUUAUGACGCUCUACAUCAGCAAGCCAGAGAAUCUCAAGAUGAUGAUGAACCUGCUAAGGGUUAAGAGUCCCAACAUUCAGUUUGAGGCCUUCCAUGUCUUCAAGGUGUUUGUGGCCAACCCCAACAAGACACAGCCCAUCAUUGACAUCCUCCUCAAGAACCAGACCAAAUUGAUUGAGUUCCUGAGCAUUUUCCAGAAGGACCGCACGGACGACGAGCAGUUCAAUGACGAGAAAACCUACCUAAUCAAACAGAUCAGGGAUCUUAAGAAACCAGCAUCCUAGAGAAGCCCCUGUCCCCUCAAGAUCAACUCUUUAUCAAUAGGAACCUGUAGAAACAAAACUAUUUAAAAAAAAAAAAAAAAAAAAAAAAAAAAAAAAAGAAAAACACAAGAAUUUUCUUUUUUGCUUCACUAAACAUUUGUGCAAGAAUAGUUCUCAAUCACUCACGUUUUGUAAUUUUCUUUCCAUCAUUAGCAUGUAGCAGUGCCACCACGCAGAAUCGGAUUGGCUGAGUGAGCAACACCAGCGGUUAAAACGCCUUUGACGGCCCCAUGUUUGCUGGAGGGCACGCGCACGGCCACUUUUGCCUUUUUUAAGUUUUUAAUUCUUUUUUUUAAGUUUACCAUAUUGUUUUUAAAUGCAAUAUUAGUCGCAGCUUAACACUUACUUGGUCAAACAAACAAAGGUUUGGUUGCCUAGGUGACACCAAACUAUAUAAAUGUCACGUGCAAAGGAUAGAAGUGUUUACAGUGUUUAAAGCCUGUGGUCACUAUCCUAUAAACGCACACUAAAUUUUGCCAAUAAUGAUGUCUCUCGAUUUCCAAAUGAAGAGUUUUUAAAUUGGCCAAUCUGAUUCUUGUCGUGGUACCUGAUAGCACCUUCUGUAUUUUAAAUGGUUAUUUGGGGGGGGGAGUCUUAGGGCUAAUCAAAUUUGUUCUUUUAUACAACAGUGCAGAGACUGAGUGACAAGUUGUCUUUCCUUCUUUGUUUGGGUCUGAUUGUUUGGAAGAUUCAUAAGUGCCAUUUUAGUUUGCGGUGUUCUUUUCUAUUUUGUUUAAUUGUGUCUUUAAAGGGGGAGCUUAGUUGUCAAGCAAUCUGCUCUGGACAGAACGUAUUAGGCAGUAAAUGGUUGCAAUGUUCCCUUUUCAGUUCAGGUCACAACCUUGAUGACAAAAUUAAUAUCUGUGAAUAAGCCAAAUGGACAGAAAAGUGUGCAAAAUCAUGGAGCAUGAAAGAAUUGGUUCAAAAAGGAGAAAUUGCAUCUAACAACACUUAAGCUUUAAUGAAACUAGUUUAUUUCCGAUUGGUGUCUCGUUCGCAUUUGGGAUCACGUAGCUUAACUUUUCAUCUGAAACGACACGCAGCUUCAUUGUGUACUAUACUGAGAAUGAAUAAAAGGAUGGAAACUCA